Molecule: messenger RNA, 1495 nt
Organism: Desarmillaria tabescens
Lineage: Eukaryota; Fungi; Basidiomycota; Agaricomycetes; Agaricales; Physalacriaceae
Exons: 7
Coding region: 356-1405 (349 amino acids)
Molecular function (GO): oxidoreductase activity
Source: RefSeq, a predicted model, not a curated record
UCUUGGACUCGUACCACCACCUUCUUUGCCCUGUGUAGCAAUUCCUAUUGAUAUUUCUUCGACCUGCGCUCUUUUUCUUCCCAGCGAUGGUGCAGAAAUUCGUACCUUCAAAAAGGUCGUCAUCCUGGGACCUGGGCGAUUUGCAGUACAAAGUAGUAUUACGAGGAACUCCCGGUUUUCGCCACUGUUACAGAUUCGUAGGAAACGCAUCUUGAAUGUAGGAUUCGUGGUGCUGGAAAUAGUUUUCCUUCUUCAGCUUCGCUUUCUCACCAUCGCGCCCCAUGAUGUCAUCUUUUCCAGACCGGUAUAAAAGCAUCGAGUGGAUUACUCAUCGAGGUUGUUACCAAUCCUCACGAUGGCUGCCCCAGUACCGACCACAGCCCGCUCGUAUUACUUCCCCAAGCUUGGGUCUUACAAGAAUCUUACCUUGCAGACUACGCCUAUUCCGGUUCUCAAGUCUACAUACGUUCUCGUGAAAGUCCAUGCUGUAUCGCUCCAGUAUCGCGACCUGAUGAUCGCCUCGAAUAGGUAUCAUGGUGGCAUACCAGAGAACCUUGUACCGUGUUCCGACAUGGCUGGAGAGGUGGUCGCUGUCGGUUCAGACGUAACCCGUUGGGAGGUUGGUGAUCGGGUUUGUGCCAACUUCGCGACCGAACACUUGGAUGGAGAAGUCAAUGCCGAGACUAGCAAGUCGGCGCUUGGUGGAGGACAGCAUGGGGUGCUGACGGAUUAUAAGGCUUUCCCGGAUUAUUGUCUUGUCAAAAUCCCGGAACACUUAUCUUUUGAAGAAGCGUCGACUUUGCCUUGUGCUGCGCUUACUGCGUAUAAUGCACUUUUGGGUCCCAAGCCAGUCAAAGCAGGUGAUACCGUUCUCGUACUCGGAACUGGCGGUGUUUCUACCUUUGGUUUGCAAUUCGCUGUCGCCUCUGGUGCCAAUGUAAUCGCGACGUCUUCUACUGACGCCAAGCUGGACAUUGCGAAGAAACUCGGUGCUACAUACACCAUUAAUUAUAAUGCGACGCCUGACUGGGACAAGGAGGUGCUGAAGCUCACCGGUGGAAGGGGAGUUGAUCAUAUUUUGGAGGUUGGUGGACCGGGGACGUUUGAGAAAUCGAUGGCAGCUGUGCGUUACACAGGAUGUAUCCACAUUAUUGGAGCCGUAGCGCAGCCUACGACUCCGUUGACGAGUGUCGUUGGGCCAUGUAUCGGGAAGGCUAUUAUCCUUCGUGGAAUUCGAGUUGGGUCUGUUGCACAAUUCGAGUCGAUGAACAGAUUGCUUCGUGCUCGGCCCGAGCCGACGCGUCCAGUCAUUGAUAGGGUAUUUACAUUUGAGGAGGCGGUGGAUGCAUAUGCGUAUUUGGAGAGCCAGAAGCAUGUUGGAAAGGUUGUUAUUCGGGUGGUUUAGUUCACAGUUGAGGCUUUGAAGUUCGUUUUCGCUUUGUACAGAUGUAAUUUUUUUAGGAUUGAAUGGUAUUAUUUUGCUCAUCGGUAUCCU